AUGGGUGGUUGCGCGGCUCUAUGCCUGUGUGGAUGGGUGGUUGCGCGGCUCUAUGCCUGUGUGGAUGGGUGGUUGCGUGGCUCUAUGCCUGUGUGGAUGGGUGGUUGCGUGGCUCUAUGCCUGUGUGGAUGGGUGGUUGCGCGGCUCUAUGCCUGUGUGGAUGGGUGGUUGCGUGGCUCUAUGCCUGUGUGGAUGGGUGGUUGUGUGGCUCUAUGCCUGUGUGGAUGGGUGGUUGCGCGGCUCUAUGCCUGUGUGGAUGGUUGGUUGUGUGGCUCUAUGCCUGUGUGGAUGGGUGGUUGUGUGGCUCUAUGCCUGUGUGGAUGGUUGGUUGUGUGGCUCUAUGCCUGUGUGGAUGGGUGGUUGCGUGGCUCUAUGCCUGUGUGGAUGGGUGGUUGUGUGGCUCUAUGCCUGUGUGGAUGGGUGGUUGCGUGGCUCUAUGCCUGUGUGGAUGGGUGGUUGUGUGGCUCUAUGCCUGUGGGGAUGGGUGGUUGUGUGGCUCUAUGCCUGUGGGGAUGGGUGGUUGUGUGGCUCUAUGCCUGUGUGGAUGGGUGGUUGCGCGGCUCUAUGCCUGUGUGGAUGGGUGGUUGCGCGGCUCUAUGCCUGUGUGGAUGGGUGGUUGCGUGGCUCUAUGCCUGUGUGGAUGGGUGGUUGCGUGGCUCUAUGCCUGUGUGGAUGGGUGGUUGCGCGGCUCUAUGCCUGUGUGGAUGGGUGGUUGCGUGGCUCUAUGCCUGUGUGGAUGGGUGGUUGUGUGGCUCUAUGCCUGUGUGGAUGGGUGGUUGCGCGGCUCUAUGCCUGUGUGGAUGGUUGGUUGUGUGGCUCUAUGCCUGUGUGGAUGGGUGGUUGUGUGGCUCUAUGCCUGUGUGGAUGGUUGGUUGUGUGGCUCUAUGCCUGUGUGGAUGGGUGGUUGCGUGGCUCUAUGCCUGUGUGGAUGGGUGGUUGUGUGGCUCUAUGCCUGUGUGGAUGGGUGGUUGA
This is a messenger RNA of Knipowitschia caucasica, 972 nucleotides long. Lineage: Eukaryota; Metazoa; Chordata; Actinopteri; Gobiiformes; Gobiidae. The record is from the annotation of a GenBank genome assembly.